AUGAGUAGCAAGAAAAGGGUUAGCAAGAAGAAAGAGGUGUUGCCAGAUCCCAGCAAGAUUUCCGAUGGAAAGUUCAACUAUUACAUUCGUGGCUGGUCUUCCUACACCUCAAUCAAAAACCUCACAAGGAUUAGCCAUGAACUUGUAGAGUCCUGUACGGGUGCUAACCGUGAGGUUGGGCCGAUACCUAAAACGAACGUCUUGAUCCUCCCCACCGACGGAAACGAGAACAGUGGGAAGGAGGACUUGGAGGGGUCGUUGACGGUGGAGCUGGAGCUCGCUGACCAGCUUCGGGUGGAAGGCAUCACAAAAAAGCUGGUAAAAGAAAAGGCGGCUCUGAUUCGAUCCUGGAAGCCAGUGGAUCCCGCGCAAGAACCUCCACCGCCCGAAUCGCAGCCCCCCUCGGAUGAGGUGAAAAACAAAGAGGUGAAAAACGCCAACGAAAGUGACACGGGAAUGAAUCCGGAAAUCCUCGAGAACACAGCACAGGUGCCCGAAGACGUUUCUAACAAUCCCAUCGACGAUGCUAUCAUUAACACACCUCCUCUUCCAGAGAUAGAUGCAGAGCAGAUUUUUGCAGAGCGGCUUUUGGCGGAGCUACAGGAAAUCGAAGUGGAAUAUGGAGCGCAGUUCGGGACCCUUGACAACCUCAUCAUGGGGGAUUUACACAUCAUGGGGGUGGAACCAAGCAUCGUAGUGCAUCCCGACAUCGUGGUCGAAGUAGCCGAAAAGGAAAAUAAGACCAUCAAGAAGUCUUCUAAAAUAAAAAGUAAUGUUGAUAAGGGGAAAAAAAACAAGAAAAAACUAAAUCCUGAGCAGCUCGCUGAGUUGGAGCGGCAAGAAGCGGAGGAACAGGCUCUUCGGGAACGGCAGGUGCAGGAAGCGAUUGAGCGCUCUCGAAGAAAGGAAGAAUAUUUGAAAACUUUCUCUCAUCCUGAUCGUUGGGCACAUAUCACCAUUACUGGUCUGACCUUCACAGGCAAGAUACGUGUUAGUCGUGCUCACGUAACAUUCCAAAAUUGCCGUUUUAUGGGUCAACUCAGCAGGGAGGAUACUGACGAGCCUCAGCUUAGCGUUUACCCUUACAGCGUUGUGCAUUUGACGAAGUGCACCUUUGAAAUGCCUUCAAAUUGCGGCCUGUACGCUUUUCCAUUUUCACAGGUUUCACUUAAAAAAUGUCUCUUCUCCGGCUUGUCUCAACAGGAGUUGGCGUCAGUCGAGUACAAAGAUAGACUCGGCAACACAAAGGAUCUUCAAAACUUAGACAACGUAGAGGCUAGCUCGUCAAAGAGCAAUGAAAAAAUUAAGAACUUUACCGGCAAUCUCAGCAGAGAUAUUGAGACGGCUGAGCAACCCCUGAGCGAAGAGCUUGUAAUAAAAUAUAAUGCUUUGCGUAAAAGCAAUGCUCUCUUAGUCGGCGUGCAGGUAGAUAGUGCUCGAAUUUCCAUAGAAGAUUGUCGCUUUAUUUUUUUAGGGAUUGGUGUUUUAUUUUGUGGCCGAUGCGUGUUUUCCGAGUUUCCCCAGCUUCCCUCCAUCGGGGAUGAGUUUAAGUCACAUGCGGCGAUGACAAUGAAAAAUUCUCAGUUGCAUCACAUGUACGGCACCGCUGUUGUAAUUGCGGCUUUUGAUGUUUUACUCAAAAAUAACAAAAUCCACGAUUGCGAGUACUACGGUGUUGACUGCUACGCUAAGUUUUUUAAUGUGAGUGUGCUACGCAACUAUUUUGGUAUUUACGCUGUCGUGCGAAUCCGAAAAGGCAUGAGAAUUAAGCUGCUGAACAAUACGCUACACGAACCUUUAGUGGAUGAUAACAUCUAUAAUAAUCCGUGUCUCGAUUCGGUUUAUUGA
Molecule: messenger RNA, 1848 nt
Organism: Phytomonas sp. Hart1
Lineage: Eukaryota; Euglenozoa; Kinetoplastea; Trypanosomatida; Trypanosomatidae
Source: the annotation of a GenBank genome assembly